This is a messenger RNA of Lobosporangium transversale, 1944 nucleotides long. RefSeq names its product kinase-like domain-containing protein. Bases 199 to 1944 code for a protein of 581 amino acids. The transcript has 5 exons. Lineage: Eukaryota; Fungi; Mortierellomycota; Mortierellomycetes; Mortierellales; Mortierellaceae. Gene Ontology annotation, molecular function: protein serine/threonine kinase activity; ATP binding. Gene Ontology annotation, cellular component: cytoplasm. The record is from RefSeq and is a predicted model, not a curated record. Gene Ontology annotation, biological process: intracellular signal transduction; protein phosphorylation.
UCUUCUCUCAUUCCUUCUUUCCUUUUCCUUCCUUCUCUUCCUGGCCUCUUUGGUUCUUCCAUCCCUAUCCUUUCUUUUUGUAUGCGUCUGUCUGUGUGGAUUCACUCGUCAUCCACAUAGAACCUCAACUCACCCACCCAUCCCCUCCAUUACUCCACAACUGCCGGAAUCCCUUUUCCCAUCCAUUAUUUUCACAACAUGAAUCCUUCACCCGAUUCCUCAUUUCCUGGCAUCGCCCACUAUACAUUCCUAAAGCGAUUAGGACAAGGACGGUUCUGUAUCGUCCAUCUUGCUCGGCAUUUUUAUACGGAAAAGCUGUAUGCGGUCAAGGUUAUAGACAAACAAGCACACAAGCCCGAUAUCCUGCUGCGAUUACGACGAGAGAUUGAACUCAUGGAGUCUCUCGACCAUUCUAACAUUGUAAAGCUGCACGAAGUCAUUGAGACUCAAUUCACUAUAUACGUCUGUAUGGAAUAUGUAGAAGGCUGCAGCUUGGAGCAAUAUCUUAGGAGACAGGAAAAUGGAAAGCUCAGUGAGGCCGAGGCGCGUAGAAUCAUACGUGAACUUGCAAGCGCAAUCUCCCAUUGCCACUCGCGCUUUGUAGUCCAUCGAGAUAUUAAACCCGCCAACAUUCUCGUCACCGUUAAUGGUAAAGUCAUGUUGAUUGACUUUGGCUUAGGCAACACCUUCUCUUUCCGAUCACGACUUAACACCAUCUGUGGUUCAUUGCCAUAUUACUCCCCUGAGAUCGCUCGUGGAUCCAGCUAUACAGGACCCGAGAUCGACAUUUGGUGUCUAGGCGUCGUACUAUAUAGGAUGACAGUUGGGCGAGAUCCCUUUGUAGGUGCGACGAAACGCGAGGUCAAAUUGCAGAUUACUCAGGAAGGUUUCCAGCCUCCAUCAUUCCUUAGUCUUGGCUUGCAAAAUACCCUUCGCACACUUUUAGCGGCCGAGAGUUCACAGCGACGUAGCCUGUCGAUCCUCGACAACGACCAAUGGCUCUAUGAGGACAUUGCUCAUAAAACAAAGCAAUACCAAUCUGAAUCACAGCACCAACAGCAAUCCCAACAAAAACCGCCAUCCUUAGCAGAAGGCCGUACUAUGUCCGAAAACAGUCGAUGGAGUGGAACAACGCUAGUGCGCCAAGGCUCCAAAACGACAACAAUGACCGUAGCAACCGUAGCAACCGUAGCAACAACAGCAGGAACAGAGGCAACCACAAAAAAAAAGCGUCAAUCUCUCACAGAGAGUUGUUAUUACCAUGGCAAGACUGGAGGCUCCCUGUUUGGAAACCGCUCACUUUUGGCUGAUACACUCGGUGCAGGUGUGUGGAUGGUGGACAAGGCUCAACCUCGAUUCCGGAAAAACAGGAUCCGGGUUAUUCCCCAGCAUGGAGCUCGUAGUGAUAUGCUGUUUCAACAGGAUGUGGAUUUAAGUCUGCUUCAAUUCUUGAUGCCGAUCUUGAGAGCCUGUAACGUGUCCUAUUACUUGCAUUCUACAUCACGGAUCCUUUGCGGCACCAGCUUUCCUAAAGAUGAUUUCUCUAAUAGUGGCAAUGGCAGUGGUAAUAGCGGUAGUGGGUGCGAAGAUGGUGCUAUUGCUACCGGAGGCGCUAGUGGAGAUGGCAUUGGCCAGAGUCAUAGUCAUGGUGGAUUAUUGUUGCAAAAGCUGAUUUAUCAGCUGGGGGCGGCUAUGACUGGCGGAGGGUCGACUUUGUUUCAAUCAUCUACUAAGCAAUGUGGCCUGAGAUGUGGGGUAUUCUCGAUCGACAUUAUUAAGAAGACAAACAAGAGAGGAUCUGGUGCAGCGUAUGGCGCAGGGCAUGUCUUGGUGAUCAAACGAUUGUUUGGAUCGUCCAUGACCGUUCAAUAUUUCAAGAAACAGUUCCUCUAUCAUGCCUCGCCUCGUAACGCCGCUGCUAGAACUGCCAUUUCACUCAACUGA